Cladocopium goreaui is the source of this 1072-nucleotide messenger RNA. The record is from the annotation of a GenBank genome assembly. NCBI's taxonomy places the organism in Eukaryota, Dinophyceae, Suessiales, Symbiodiniaceae.
AUGUUGCGUUUCAAGGGAUCAAGCUCAUCCACCGGUUCCCAACAUCUCCCCCGCAGUGCGUUGUGGUCUCAAGCUGCUCUACGUUGGAAACCAUCUCAAAUAGCCAUGGGCUGCGGUGGAAGUACCAGCAAACGAGUCCUCAACGAUGAUGUCAAGGCCAAAUUGGAGGAGAUGUUCAGCAAUAUAGAUGUGGACAAGAACGGCACGAUCACUAAAGAGGAGGCUCACAAGUUCUUCACAAGCUUCUCCAAGGUGAAUACCAAAGCCUUCUUCGAUGAGGUCGAUGCAGAUAAGAGCGGAAGUAUCUCCAAAGCCGAAUUCAUGGGCUUCUGGGAUCAGGUCAGAGUUGCUGGCUAUACCAACGAAGAGAUUCUGGAAGAACUCGAAGAUUUGGCAAAGGGCAGUGAUUGGGUCAACUGGAAGGACACCAAAGAUGUUGCCACGGAGUCCAAAUCUGGUCCACAGGCUGAGUACAGACCCGUACAGCCAAAGGUGGAAGCUGCAGAAGCCGCAGAUACAAAACCGGCAGAAGCCGCUGCGGACGCUGCAGAAACACCGGCUCCGGCUGAACCAGCCAUGAUUUCAGACGAGGUCACUGCGAAAUUGGAGGAGAUGUUUGCUAGGAUAGACGUGGACAAGAGCAAUACAAUUACAAAGGAAGAGGCCAUGAAAUUCUUCACCAGUUUUUCCAAGGUGAAUACCAAAGCGUUCUUCGAUGAGGUGGACGAUGAUCACAAUGGACUCAUUGCCAAGGACGAAUUUAUGGGUUUUUGGCAGCAGGUCCGAAAUUCUGGCUACCAGAACGAAGAGAUUUUGGAAGAGUUGGAAGAUCUGGUGAAGGGUGGUGCUUGGGUGAAUUGGGAGGACGGCAAAGAAGUAAGUGGCUGACGCACUUUCCGCUGAUCUCUCGAGAGCUCUUUGGUUUUUGGCGAGCCCCCGUUGAUGUGGCUAAGUCAUGUCAGCGCAGGUUCGAGAGCUUCCCAGGACCUCACAGAAUAUUUUUCACCUCGAUGGAUGGAUCAAAGUCGGUCCAUCGUUUUUGCGAAAGACCAGGAAUUGCCAAAGCAAAAGG